AUGCCGAAAGAACAGUUUCGAGAAGCGGAUGUGAUUAAGAAAAUUUCGCACGUUUCGUUCAAUAUUGACAGCGCCCAGCAGAUCCAACAGGAGGCUCAUCUGCAUGUCGUGGCCAAAAAUUUAUACAACCAAAAUGCAGAACGCACACCGGUCGCCUACGGAGUAUUGGACCGACGGAUGGGAGUAAGUCAAAAGGACGCCACAUGCGAAACGUGUAAAAAAGGUUUAAAUGACUGUGUGGGGCACUUCGGUUACAUCGAUCUGGCGCUGCCAGUGUUUCAUAUCGGCCACUUCCGAGCAACGAUUACCAUCCUCCAGUCAAUAUGUAAAGUAUGCUCGCGGGUAAUGUUGAAGGAGGAGGAAAAGAAACACUUUAGCGCUCGCUUGGUCAAUCCCAACCUGUCAUAUCUGGCAAAGAAAUCGAUCCACAGCCAGGUGCUGAAGAAGGCGAAGAAAAGCACCAAAUGUCCCUGCUGCGGCAGUCUGAACGGUCCGGUCAAAAAAGGUCCAGGACUGAUGAAGAUCGUGCAUGAACCGUUUCGAGGGAAGAAACCAUCCGAUCCGCUGGUCACCAACGCCCUUCACCAGAUGCAAGCGGCUAUAGAAUCGAACCGCGAACUUUCGCAAACGGUCGUUGGCCCUGCUUCUCUGUCGAAGGAACUGAAUCCGGUGGAGGUGCUGGAUUUGUUUAGAAAUAUUCCAAAAAGCGACGUACCACUGCUUGGCAUGACGUCUUCACAAUCGAAUCCAGCCGAUCUGAUUGUGACCCGCGUUUUUGUGCCGCCGGUGUGCAUUAGACCUUCAGUCGUAUCGGAAGUGAAGGCAGGUACGACCGAGGAUGAUUUAACGAUGAAGCAGAGCGAAAUAUUGCUCAUCAGCGACGUGAUUGCAAAACAUAUGAUGACCGGCGGCAAGAUAGAGUUAAUCCAAGAGGACUGGGAUUAUUUGCAGCUCCAUUGCGCACUGUAUUUUAACAGUGAGCUGUCCGGUAUCCCGCAUUCGCUUAUGCCGAAAAAGCCCACACGCGGUAUUGUGCAACGGUUGAAAGGAAAGCAGGGCCGUUUCCGAGGAAAUCUCUCGGGGAAACGAGUUGAUUUUUCAGCCCGUACUGUAAUUUCUCCCGAUCCAAAUUUGAUGAUUCACCAAGUGGGUGUACCGGAUAGGGUAGCAAAAAUUCUUACCUUUCCGGAAAAAGUAAAUACGGCUAAUAUUAAUCGUAUGCGGCAGUUAAUUCGCAACGGCACGGAAAAACACCCAGGAGCGAACUAUGUGCAGCAGAAAGGAAGCGCGUUCAAAAAGUAUCUCGCGUACGGAAAUCGGGAUAAGGUAGCGCAAGAUCUCAAGUGCGGCGAUAUCGUCGAGCGGCACCUAAUUGACGGUGAUGUCGUGCUGUUCAAUCGUCAGCCAAGCUUGCACAAACUCAGCAUUAUGUGUCAUGUCGCCAAAGUGCAACCGCAGCGUACAUUUCGCUUUAACGAAUGUGCCUGCACACCGUACAAUGCUGAUUUUGACGGGGACGAAAUGAACCUUCACCUGCCCCAAACCGAAGAGGCACGUGCCGAAGCGCUCGUUCUGAUGGGCAACAAGUCGAACCUGGUAACGCCACGCAACGGAGAGCUACUGAUUGCGGCAACACAAGACUUCAUCACCGGUGGAUAUCUGCUGACGCAAAAGGAUCAAUUUUUAACCCGCGAGCAGGUGAUGCAGCUGGCCGCUUGCAUGUUGUCCGGACCGGAUGCGAACAUGAUGAUCGAUCUGCCCAGACCGGCCAUUCUGAAGCCCCGCAAGCUGUGGACCGGUAAGCAAAUAUUUAGCCUCAUCCUCAAACCAAACAGUCAGUCCACCGUCAACGCGAACCUGUCCACCAAGGGCCGUAACUACACAAAAGAUACUGACCUGUGUGUGAAGGAUUCGUGGGUCGUCAUUCGAAAUUCGCAGCUUUUGUGCGGUGCCAUGGACAAGGGAACGCUUGGUUCGGGCACGAAAAACUGUAUCUUUUAUGUGAUUUUGCGCGACUUUGGCGAGGAUCAUGCGAUUAGAUCGAUGUGGCGGCUGGCAAGAAUGGCAUCGUAUUUUAUGAUGAACCAUGGCUUUUCGUUUGGCAUCGGUGACGUUACCCCUAGCCGGAAGCUGCUUGAAGAAAAGCAAAAACUGUUGGAAAACGGCUACCGCAAGUGCGACGAGUAUAUUGCGGAGAUGAAGAAGGGAACGUUGCAGUGUCAGCCGGGCUGUACUGCGGAACAAACUUUGGAAGCGGUCAUGCUGAAAGAGCUGUCCAGCAUUCGUGAGCUAGCGGCAAAAGCAUGCUUUCGAGAGUUACACCCAACGAACAGCGCACUUAUUAUGGCCCAGUCGGGUUCGAAAGGAUCGAAUAUCAAUAUCUCACAAAUGAUUGCCUGUGUCGGUCAGCAGGCCAUUAACGGUAAACGAGUACCGAAUGGGUUCGAGGACCGGGCGUUGCCUCAUUUUGAAAAGUUUUCUAAGAUUCCUGCCGCACGAGGUUUUGUGCAGAACAGCUUCUACUCAGGUCUGACACCAACCGAAUUCUUCUUCCACACCAUGGCUGGUCGAGAGGGAUUGGUAGAUACGGCGGUCAAGACAGCAGAAACGGGAUAUUUACAGCGGCGGUUGGUGAAAUGCCUUGAAGAUUUGGUCGUCCAGUAUGACGACACCGUCCGGAAUGCCAUCGGCGAGGUAGUUGAAUUUACGUACGGUGCCGAUGGGCUGGAUCCAGUCUACAUGGAGGUGAAGAAUAAACCGGUGGAUAUCGAAAGACAAUUUAUGCACGUACGCAACUCGCUUCCCUGUCGAGAUGAAUUGCCUCUACGUGGAGAGGAAGUGAUCAGCGUAGGAAAGCAAAUUUUGGCCAAACCGGAGUUUUCUAAAUGUAGUGCCAAUUUUCAUCGGGAAUGUCAGAUAUUUUUGGAAAAGUUUGGCGUCCGCUUAGCUACGAUUCAACGGCUAUAUCGCAACGGAUCAAAAGUGGCGAUGGAAGUGGAGCGCACAACUGCCGGUCAAGUAGAACAGUUUCUUUUGCAAGUUCGCAAUAAGUACAGCAAGGCCAUAACCGAACCGGGAACGGCCGUCGGUGCACUGGCAGCACAAAGUAUCGGUGAACCCGGUACCCAGAUGACGCUGAAAACGUUUCACUUUGCCGGUGUUGCGUCCAUGAACAUCACACAAGGAGUACCCCGUAUUGUGGAAAUCAUUAACGCUUCUAAGGCUAUUUCCACCCCAAUCAUAACGGCGGAGAUUGAGAACGAAACCAACAUGGAGUUCGCGCGUAAAGUAAAGGCUCGGAUCGAAAAAACGACGCUGGGAGAAAUUUCGUCCUUCAUAGAAGAGGUCUACAAGACGGAUGAUUGUUUUCUGCUCAUUAAGCUCGAUCUGGAUCGCAUCCGGGUGCUUGGUUUGGAGGUGAAUGCCGAAACUAUACGAUAUUCCAUUUGUACGUCUAAAUUGAAAUUGAAACAGGACAAUGUGGAUGUUUGUGGCUCUUCCAUUAUCACCAUCCGCCCGGACAGCAGUAAGCACAGCCACAGCUUAAAUGCGGAACUGCAGCGUCUCACCACUGCGAUACCGAACGUGGUGGUGGCCGGUCUGCCUCAGGUAUCGCGCGCCGUUAUCGCUGUCGAUGAUUCCCGUGGUACGCCGAAAUAUCGACUGUGCGUCGAAGGCUGUGGGUUGCGCGAUGUCAUGGCCACGUUCGGUGUGAUUGGAAGCAAGACCAAGAGCAAUAACAUCAUCGAGGUGUACCAGACGCUGGGAAUAGAGGCUGCCCGAACCACCAUCAUGACAGAAAUUACCGAGGUGAUGGAAGGGCAUGGUAUGAGUGUGGACCAUCGGCACAUUAUGCUGCUGGCCAGUCAAAUGACGUCGCGUGGUGAAGUGCUUGGAAUAACGCGCCACGGUUUAGCGAAGAUGCGCGAGUCUGUAUUUAAUCUUGCAUCGUUCGAAAAGACGGCGGACCAUCUGUUCGAUGCGGCCUACUACGGUCAAACGGAUUCGGUAGAUGGCGUUUCGGAGCGUAUUAUAUUGGGAAUGCCGGCAUCGAUCGGUACCGGAUUGUUUAAGCUUAUCCACAACCACAACGAUACGCAACUGGAACCAAUUAAGGAGCUUAUUUUCAAUAUGGUUCUGGGAGAGUGAUGGAA
This is a messenger RNA of Anopheles maculipalpis, 4154 nucleotides long. RefSeq names its product DNA-directed RNA polymerase III subunit RPC1 (gene Polr3A). Gene Ontology annotation, biological process: DNA-templated transcription. The record is from RefSeq and is a predicted model, not a curated record. Bases 1 to 4149 code for a protein of 1382 amino acids. The transcript has 8 exons. Gene Ontology annotation, molecular function: DNA-directed RNA polymerase activity; DNA binding. NCBI's taxonomy places the organism in Eukaryota, Metazoa, Arthropoda, Insecta, Diptera, Culicidae.